AUGGGCGGGGGCCGCUCUUCAACGCCUCCGAAGCCAACAGUGAAGUAUACCUGUGGGUUUUGCUCGCACUCCACCGACAGCGAAAGCAAUCUUCGCGAUCACAAAAAGAGUCACCAGUGCAGUCAUUGCAAUGAGCACUUCAGCAAUUUGACGGCGCAUCAGGAUGUAUGCCAUGCCGUGAUGAUCCAAUGUACCGUUUGCUCCACCCGUAUUUCGAGGGGACGCAUGGCAGCGCACAUUGAGACUCACAGGUGCUCCAACUGCCACCAACUCGUGGAGCACAGCGAGGAAAGAUGUCCCAUGGUUUGGUGCCAGGCCCACCAGCGAAGGCAGCCCUGCGCGGACUGCGAGAAGGUUCCGUGUCCUAUAUGCCAAGUCAAGCAGGCCAACCAGGCUGCCUGUGACGCGCACCAAGAGGAAAGGCAUAGGUGUCCAAAAUGCGAAGGCCUCUUCCCCAACGCCGCAGAGCACCAGCAGCAGGAAUGCGCGAAGCGAGAUGUGACGUGUGGCAUCUGCUCGCAAGUCACGGCGUUUGAAGAUUCAGCAGCUCAUGCGGAAGGGCACCGUUGCAACAACUGCAAGGAGCUGGCGGCGCACCCGGAAGAUCGCUGUCACAUGGUGUACUGCGAGGAGCAUUCCUGCCUGAAGCCCUGCGUCCCUUGUGACUACCCCAAGCCCGAAUGGCUGGAUCUGAGCCAGAAGGGCUUCAACGUGGUCAUGGCCGGGCUUAGCAAUGUUGGGAAGUCCUCUUUAAUAAACCAUUUGUGCAAGGCAGCCGCAAAGGUUGGCCACGGACAGACAACAAUGGAAGCGACCCGCUACACGCUGGAUGUAUCAAGUGGCUAUGUUGAAGAGUUCCUUAAAAGCGCUGACUCCAUCCAUGGACCCUGCAUCCGGGAGAACUUGAAACGCGCAAAUGUUUGGGACCUGCCCGGGCACGGCACCCCGGAGUUCCCACCCAGUCGCUACAUCUCUGCAAUGGGCCUGCGCUACUUUGACUAUGUCGUCCUCGCGAUUUCAGGCACGGUGAUGGAAGUGGACGUUAAUCUGGUGAAUAUGUUGCGCAACUUGACGCCGCCUGUCAAGUGCCUGGUGGUGCAGGCCAAGGUGGACAUACCACUGACACAGGCUCUAGACCUUCUCCCCGAUGAUGCCACUCAUGAGCAAAUUGAGAGUGCUGCGCUGGAGUGCAUGGAGGGACUCCGAGAGCAGACUGCGAAGAACCUCGGGUGCGAUGUGCCAAUUUACCUCGUCUCGAACCCAGAAGAGAUCGGAAGGAGGAAUUUCUUCAAAAAUGAGAUAAAGCGGAUGAUCGAGACAUCGCCGUUUCUUGACAAGUUGCUAUUAGACAUCAUUGAGGCUCGCGCUGGCCAUAGGCUCCACCAGUCCUGGGAAGGUCCCUUGAGGAAAAUCGAGGAGCCUCGGCGCCAGCUGCUCAUCAGGCAGCUUCACAGCCUGCACGCUGAUUAG
Molecule: messenger RNA, 1470 nt
Organism: Effrenium voratum
Lineage: Eukaryota; Dinophyceae; Suessiales; Symbiodiniaceae
Source: the annotation of a GenBank genome assembly